Molecule: messenger RNA, 2096 nt
Organism: Zootoca vivipara (common lizard)
Lineage: Eukaryota; Metazoa; Chordata; Lepidosauria; Squamata; Lacertidae
Gene: WASF2
Product: WASP family member 2
Biological process (GO): positive regulation of Arp2/3 complex-mediated actin nucleation; actin cytoskeleton organization
Cellular component (GO): SCAR complex; cytoskeleton
Molecular function (GO): Arp2/3 complex binding; actin binding; protein kinase A regulatory subunit binding
Source: RefSeq, a predicted model, not a curated record
AGUCAGGGCAGGCUGAGGCGGGGCGGGGGAGAGGAAAAGCUGUGGAAUGGCGGCUGGCCGGGACGGCCCGCUUCGGUGCUGAGGAGUUCAGAGGGAGACGCGGAGAAGGCGUCCGUGGGCGGGGCCGUCUCAAGCAGGUCGGGCGCCCUGGCACUGAGGCGCGGAGAUAGCUCCGGCGCCCCCACCCUCGCAGGGCACAGCACGGCUUUGCCACGCAGCGCCCUGCCUGCCGGCCCGGUGCCCUAGCGCCCCACGCCACUGGGACUACACCUAGAGCCAGGCCUGCUCCCACCCACCCCAAAUACUGCAACCAAUGAUGCGAGGGAAAACUCACAACAUGAUGAUUGAACGCCGCCUGAAGCUGGUCCACCAUGCCAUUAGUAACAAGGAACAUCGAGCCAAGGCACCUGUGCCGUCAGACAUUGCCUAGUGUUCAGAAUGAGCUGGAAUGCGUGACCAACAUCACCCUGGCAAAUGUCAUUCGACAGCUGGGCAGCCUGAGUAAAUUUGCUGAAGACAUAUUUGGAGAGCUUUUUACUCAGGCAAACACCUUUUCCUUUCGUGUAAGCUCUCUAGUUGAGAGAGUUGACCGCCUUCAGAUCAAAGUUACUCAGCUGGAUCCCAAGGAGGAGGAAGUGUCUCUGCAAGGUAUUAACACCAGGAAAGCCUUCAAAAGCUCCACAACUCAGGACCAAAAGCUCUUUGACAGAGACUCUCUCCCUGUGCCUGUCCUUGAAACUUAUGAUGUUUGUAAUAUGCCUCCACCUCUUAAUAUCCUCUCAUCCUACAGGGAUGACGGCAAAGAAGCACUUAAAUUCUAUACAGAUCCGUCAUAUUUCUUUGAUCUUUGGAAGGAGAAAAUGCUGCAGGACACGAAGGAUAUCAUGAAAGAGAAGCGGAAGCAUAGGAAAGAAAAGAAGGAUAAUCCAAACAGAGGAAAUGUGAACCCUCGGAAAAUCAAAAGCCGGAAGGAAGAAUGGGAGAAAAUGAAAAUGGGACAGGAGUUUGUUGAGUCGAGGGAAAAACUUGGACCAGGAGGAUACCCGUCUAAUAUGGUCUAUCAGAAUGGUAGCAUUGGUUCCAAUGAGAGUGUUGAUGCCAACUACUACCCCCCGCCUCCGCAGCCAGAUUCACCAUCGCCUCCUUUGUUCGCAGAGGACAGUCUUCCACCACCACCAAUGGAAUUUAGCUACCCAGCACAAAAUCAGAGUGGUUCCGGAGGGCUGAAAAAAUCCAACCUAGUCAGCCCAAGCCACCCUCCACCAGCUCCACCAAUUGGCUCGCCACAGGGUGCCAGGCCAGGAUUUGCACCACCUCCUGCACCGCCACCGCCGCCGCCGAUGAUUGGUGUUCCUCCACCGCCUCCACUCUCAGGCUUUCCAACUGCAGGCAUCCCACCUCCACCCUCUCCACCCUCCUUCCCACCUCACCCCGAUUUUGCUGCCCCUCCUCCCCCACCACCUCCAGCAGCAGAAUACGCUGCUGUGCCUCCAACCCUGGUAUCUCUGCCAACAGGAGGUGCACCGCCCCCUCCUCCGCCCCCGCCCCCUCCUGGUCCACCUCCAUCAUCUUUUGGCGGCAUGGAUGGGCCAGAAACCCAUCUUCCACAAUCAGAUUCGGGGUCAUCCAAGGCCAAGUCCUCAUUGCCUGCUGUUAGUGAGGCUAGGAGCGACUUGCUUUCUGCUAUCCGUCAAGGAUUCCAGCUCCGUAAAGUAGAAGAGGAGCGUGAACAAGAGAAGCGAGAAGUUGUGGGCAAUGAUGUGGCAACCAUCCUCGCCCGCCGCAUUGCAGUGGAAUACAGCGAUUCCGAGGAUGAUUCUUCAGAGUUUGAUGAGGACGACUGGUCCGAUUAAACACUUGCCCACCAUUUGGGGGUGGUGGGAGUGGGUUUGAGAGAAAACUUAUAUAACUUUGGAGAUUGCCAAAACCAUUUCCCCCUUAUUUUUCCUCUCUCGUCCAGUAACCAAAGAUCAAUGUGCCCAACUUCCAAGUAACCACCAGCCUCUUUCCAUUGUUGGGAUUUGUGCCUCCUUCCAGCAAGAAGGAAACUGAAACUAACCCCAGAUCUCCAUAUUCUCAGGGCCCUAAUAAAAAAA